UAACAAAUGCCUAUAACUUAGCGUUCGAAUAAUUUUUCAUAAUUCUAAUUAAAUUAAGGUUCUUUUAAUGGAUAUAAUUACAGAUCUGGAAGCAGAUGAUGACGUUUUUAAGAGGGUAUUGGGAGAUUUAGAUGAAACUCAAGGUUGUACAUUAUACGAAGAGGGUGCUAUAAUAACACUUCCAUUAGUCUGUAUACCAGGAAUUAUAUUAUUUCCUGAACAAAUAUUACCAUUGAGAUUAAAAGUAACUAGCUUAAUAAACCAAAUCAAAGCAUGUAUUGAAGGAGAUAGGGUUUUUGCUUUUAUACCUAUAAAGCAAGAAUAUACUGUAAAUAUGUUUGGUCAUUCAGAUCUUAAAAAUAUAUUGGCUCAAGUAGGAACAACUGCACAAAUAAUUGGAUUUAGUGAAGAAAGAAUUGGAAACGAAAGAGAUAAUCAGGAAUUUCAUAGAUCUCCAUAUCUGGGAAUCAAAUCAAAAGGUCAACAAAGAUUCAGUUUGAUUAAAUCUUGGGUCAAAAUUGAUAACACCCUGUCUGCCCUAGUUAGAAUAUUGCCUGAUAUUCGGGACACAGACCCCUUAUACUUUGCAAGGUCAAAUGCUUGGAACCGAUUGGUUUUUAAUAAUUUCGAAUUUCACAUUUCAUCAACAAAAACUUUACAUUCUGAUAAGGCUGAUGAUGAUGAAUGCUCAAAAAAAGGGCAUGUAGAUUUGCAUGGCUUUAAUCCUUUGGCGAAAGAUCUAGGCCCUAGAAAAGGUGCAUAUGAUAAGUUAAGUUGCAUCAGUGAUUCUACGAAUGAUAAUAGGAAUAAAAUUCUUUCUAUAAACGAUAAUAUUAUCUUAGAGAAUGAUCGGGUCAUUGGUGACCAUAGUUUUAUUGGCAAUGCGAAUGACAUUGUAAAUACUGAUAUUGAAAUUAAUUUCGAUGGAUUUACAAAUUAUCUAAAACGAAAUACUGGAAUACCUAACAAACCUAUAUCAAACGAUGAUAAAUUUGCUGUAAACGAUAUCGAUUCACUUGAAGAAAUUAUUAACUCGUCUUCCCUUAACCAAAAUACCCCUCUCCUUAUUGAUUUUGAUACUAUAUUCGCAUCAAAUAAUCACACACCUUAUCAAACCCCUUCUUCCUCUACUUCACAUCAUAUACAAAUACCAAUAACGUUAUCUAGUUCCGUGGAUAUUUACGAUUUUAAUGAUCCCCAAACCUCAAUAACUGAUUAUAACUUUGAACAUACUAUUGUUACUUCACCUGUUCUAGAGGAGCAAGAAGAUGGGUGGUCCGAACUUUUAAGAGGGCUGUUAGGCAGUGAGUACGAAUUAUUAAGACAUGAGUUUUCUUUGGAGCAGGUAGGAACAUUUCGCCACGAGACACUAGCACAAAUAAAUAAUUAUGCGGAAGAGUACAGAGAAGGAGGAUCCACGAAUACAGCCCUAGAAGUACGGAGGCGGUGGCUUUACAAUAGAUUAUGGUCAUUUCUUCGUAGAAGGGCCAGGACUAGACUGAAUUUUGACUUGUGGCGUCGAAAUACUUCGCUUAUUAAUCAAUCCAGCUUAACAAGUGAAAUCCGAGAUCGAUUUGAAUCGGCAUCCGAUCAAUACUUUUCCAAACGGACUGAAAUUAUACUUAAUAGACAUAUAACCAUGAACCCGAUUAACAAUGCAACAUCAUUCCUAACUCAUUGGCCAGCAUUUGUCUACAAACAAUACGAUAUAAACUGUCUGGUAGAAUUGAUAAUCAAAGAAAUUUUCGUCAAUUGGAAAGGCUUAGCUAAAACCGCUUACUCAAUUCCCACAGACCCUUUCAGCCUUUUUUGCUGGAUUAACAAGUGCGUCCCUAUUGAUUACGAACCAUGUCUCAACCUUCUCACCAUAGAUAACAUUGUUUUGAGGCUCAGGGCUCAAUUGAACAUUUUACAUAAUUGCAAAAAUUUCGCUUGCAAAUAUUGUGACACAACUCUCUUCCUUAAAGAGGACGUUUUCAAUCCCCCUAAUCGUCAGGCUAAAUCCACCUUCGUGAAUCCAAGUGACAAGGCCUACGAGUUCGUUACCGUGAAUCGUAUCAGAAAUAUAAGGGUCGACGUUGAUUGGUCAAACGAUUUCACUUGGUUCACCGGUUACAGCUGGUCUGUCUUGCAUUGUAGAGAAUGCCAAAGUUUUUUGGGUUGGGCCUUUCAUUCUGACUCUACCCAACAAUCUCUUACCCUCCCAUCUUCAAAUGCUCUCAAUGAUAGCUCUCCAACUAAUAAUACUAACCUUACAUCAACCGGUAAUACCUUAAGAGAUAUUAGGUCUAUAUUCAAUAGACUCCCAUUGUAUAUACGCCAUUCGAAUACAAAUAAUGAUAAAAACAUCGCGAACAAAAAAACUGAUGAAAUUCCGACGAAUACAGGCCAAAUUGAGCAAAGGGAAACCGAUAAUUUUCUCAACGAAACCCUUAUGAACUGCACUGUCGUGCCUAAGGAUAAAAGGCCAGAACCUCCCGUAUUAUUUUACGCCAUUAUAAGAACUUCCAUGACUUCCGAACCCUUUAAGAGGCGACACUUGGACGAAAAUCAAAAUAUUCCAUUGAAUCUUAAUGAAGAAGAAACCACAUCAGAAGAAUUGGAGGAGAGCCAAGAUGAAAUAAUAGAAACCGAUUAAUGAUGUAUCUUAACAAUAUUUAAAAAAAUUUCUAUUAUUAUAUAAUUUUAUUUGUUAAUAUAAAGUAUUUAUGUAUUAGUGUUUAGAUAUCGAUUUAGUAUAUUUUUCAUAUUAAAUAGUUAUUUGAAAAAAAUUUAGA
Molecule: messenger RNA, 2777 nt
Organism: Gordionus sp. m RMFG-2023
Lineage: Eukaryota; Metazoa; Nematomorpha; Gordioida; Chordodea; Parachordodidae
Exons: 10
Coding region: 68-2638 (856 amino acids)
Source: RefSeq, a predicted model, not a curated record